AUAGCUGGCUGUCGCAUAGACUGACAGUCUCGCUGAUUGUUUCCUUGUUUCUUUUAUUGGCUCGGAUUGCUUGGGUUUCUGGUUACGCGUAUGUUUGGUUUUGAGCAGCAUUUUUGUGGGUUACAAAGUGAAUGUCGCGCGCUACGUGCCACAGUCGUUCGUGACCAGCACAGCGAGUCACUACUGCCUGUGGUGCGCAUAGUAUGGUGUUGCAGCACCUUCAAGGAUAUUUUUGGACGUAAUUUUUUGGAGUAUAAAUAUGAGUGGCUUUGCUGUUGGCAAUUCAGUACGACAAGCGCAACGCUGCUGAGUGGACGCGUCAAGCGCUUGAGCCGAAGCAAAAAGGGAGUGUGUUUAUAAUUUUGUGCGAUUUCAAGUGUAGAAAAAGACGAAAUUUUUUACGACAAACUUUUUUAAAGUGUUUUGAAUUUUCUGCGAGAAAUAAAUUACUGUAUAAAUUAUGGCUAUACCUUUCUACGAACCACGUCACCAGCACACAACUGAGUGCGAUCAAGUUGAUGGACAUUUUCCGCCAGCGCCAAGCAGCCAGUCCGUGGCAUUGCCGACGGCAAAUCCGGCUAUGCCUGUGGCCGUAAUGCAACCGGCGGCGGCCAGCACAAGUACAAACGCUCCGAGAGCACUUGCGACGGGUAUCGCAACAGCGAGGGCUAUUUCCAGUGUUUCUAUGCCAGCUGGUGCAAUUUUUUCAGCCACAUCCACAUCUUCGAGCACAGUUACAACUUCGACAAUGACCCAUACAACAGAAGCUAUAGCUUCAAAUGUGAGCGCUACUUCGAUCACAACCACAUCCUCGCAUACAGUCACGUCUUCGUACUCCGCCUCUGCACCUGCCGCCGCUCCAGCAAUAUUUUCAAUAACUGCUAGCAAUCCAGCCAUUUCCACUUUCUUGCCGACCAACGACACUUCUACUGAAUCCACCCAAACGUCUUCUUCUCCUUCAGCCGCUCUCGCAUCAGAGCCUCUGCCCUGGAAACUGCUCGCCGUGGCUAUGUGUAAAGCUUUAAAACAAUACCAUCAACAAACUGGUUCCAGAGAUUUGCUUACCAAAACCGUCAUCGAAAUAGUGCCAAGUGGAGGAGUUGGCGCACAAGGCCCACCAUCAGCCGCCGGCAAUUAGAAGAGUUCCGGGUUAGAGAAGAGUUACUAAAAAGUUACGUUCCUGGUAAGGGCCCGUGCUCAAACGGCGUCCAGUGUAUUGUGUGGUAAUGCUCCAGAAAAGCGCAAUUGUGAUGUUUGUCAAAUAUGAUUUCCAUGCGACGGUGCGGAGAAGUUUCAAAGACUUUGCUGCGACCGUCGGCAAAUGCAAAGCGUGGCGCCGUUUUUAUGGGAAAGCAAUUUAUCGAAGUGAGGUGUAUGAAAUAAGCGUAAUUGUGAUAGCGUUUAUAAGUUAAGGAAGAGUGUUUGAUUAGAUUUAGUUAAAAAUCAAAAACCCACAUGAGUAUUUUAAGCUUGAAAUAGUUAGUUGGCAUAGGUAAUAUUAGAAAGUUAUGGAAGCAUUAAAAGUUGCAGAUGAAAUCACUUUUCCAUAUUCAAUAUUACUAAAUAAUUGUCGAAGCUUCAAUAUUUGUACACAAAAACUCAAGUUUACAAUAUUUUACAGUUUUUGAAAUUAUCAAAAAAAAAAAAUUUUAUUUAGUGGGCAAUCGAAAAAACUAAUAAUAAUUGCGCAAUACGCAAAAUACCCAGGUUUUCAAUCGUAUAAAUUUCUAAUGCAUAAGACACAAAUAUUAUUUAUGACAUUUAAAAAAAACAGAUUUUCUCAAAAGCAGAGAAAUCUUGGAUAUAUUCCUUAGUUCAUAUUUUUAGAAUAGAAAUACAAAAUAAAUACACUUUUUUCCGUAUUUUAAAAAGAAAAAUGUUUUUAUUUGAAAUUCAACGAUAAAUUAGGAAUAUUUUUUAUUGCCAAAUUUUUUUUUAUA
Messenger RNA from Anastrepha ludens (Mexican fruit fly), 1940 nucleotides. RefSeq lists its product as uncharacterized. The transcript has a single exon. Bases 461 to 1138 code for a protein of 225 amino acids. Lineage: Eukaryota; Metazoa; Arthropoda; Insecta; Diptera; Tephritidae. The record is from RefSeq and is a predicted model, not a curated record.